Molecule: messenger RNA, 4546 nt
Organism: Otolemur garnettii (small-eared galago)
Lineage: Eukaryota; Metazoa; Chordata; Mammalia; Primates; Galagidae
Gene: TJP2
Product: tight junction protein 2
Exons: 23
Coding region: 139-3732 (1197 amino acids)
Biological process (GO): cell-cell junction organization; cell-cell adhesion; establishment of endothelial intestinal barrier
Cellular component (GO): plasma membrane; bicellular tight junction
Molecular function (GO): cell adhesion molecule binding
Source: RefSeq, a predicted model, not a curated record
GACAAAGGGGUGGGUCUCCGCGGGUCGGCACCCGGGCGGCCAGGGCUGCAGGUCAGUGGACCGACUGGCCGCGCCGAGGAGGAGCGGGAGAAGGAGCGAGGCCCAGAGCUGUGAGCCACGCGGGGACCAGCGCCCGAGAUGCCGGUGCGGGGAGAUCGCGGGUUCCCACCCCGGCGGGAGCUGUCAGGUUGGCUCCGCGCCCCAGGCAUGGAAGAGCUGAUAUGGGAACAGUAUACUGUGACCCUCCAAAAGGAUUCCAAAAGAGGAUUUGGAAUUGCAGUGUCUGGAGGCAGAGAUAACCCCCACUUUGAAAAUGGAGAAACGUCGAUUGUCAUCUCUGAUGUGCUCCCCGGCGGGCCUGCCGAUGGGCUGCUUCAAGAAAAUGACAGAGUGGUCAUGGUGAAUGGCACCUCUAUGGAGGAUGUGCUGCAUUCGUUUGCAGUUCAGCAGCUGAGAAAAAGCGGGAAGGUCGCUGCUAUUGUGGUCAAGAGGCCCCGGAAGGUGCAGGUGGCCCCGCUGCAGACCAGCCCUCCGCUCACUCACAGUGACCGGGCUUUUGAGGUGAUGGACGACUUUGAUGGCAGAAGUUUCCGCAGCGGGUACAGCGAGAGGAGCCGGCAAAGCAGCCACGGAGGGCGAAGCCGCAGCUGGGAGGACAGCCCGGAGCGGGGGCGUCCCCACCAGCGGGCACGGAGCCGGGAGCGCAGCCUCAGCCGUGACCGGAGCCGUGGCCGCAGCCUGGAGCGGGGCCUGGACCGGGACUACGAGCAUGCCCAAGACUACGAGCGUGCCCGAGAUCGCAACCGUGGCCACAGCCUGGAGCGAGGUCUGGACCAUGACUUUGGGCCACCCCGGCACCGGGACCGCAGCCGUGGCCGAAGUGUCGACCGCGACUAUCGCCAGGACUACGAUCCAGACUAUGAUCUGGGGUACAGCCCGGGCUACAGCCGCAGAGCCCAGCACGAAGCCCGGUACCAGGUGGCCCACAGCCGCGAGCACCUGCGCUCCCGCAGCCCCAGCCCUGAGCCGAAGGGACAGCCGAGGCAUGCGGGUCAGCAGGACCCGGACAGGCCCAUCGGGGUCCUUCUGACGAAAAUCAAAGCAAAUGAAGAGUAUGGCCUCCGGCUUGGGAGUCAGAUCUUCAUAAAAGAAAUGACCAGAACAGGCCUGGCAACUAAAGAUGGCAACCUUCAUGAAGGGGACAUAAUACUCAAGAUCAAUGGAACUGUCACUGAGAAUAUGUCUUUAAUGGAUGCCCGGAAAUUGAUAGAAAAGUCAAGAGGAAAACUACAGCUAGUGGUGUUACGAGACAGCAGGCAGACCCUCAUCAAUAUCCCAUCCUUGAACGACAGUGACUCGGAAAUCGAAGAUAUCUCAGAAAUAGAGUCAAACCGAUCGUUUUCUCCAGAGGAGAGGCGCCAACAGUAUUCUGAUUAUGAUUAUCAUUCCUCAAAUGAGAAGCUGAAAGAAAGGCCAAGUUCAAGAGAGGACGCGCCGAGCAGACUGUCCAAGAUGGGCGCCACACCCACUCCCUUUAAGUCCACGGGGGAUAUUGCCGCUGCGGUUGUCACGGAGACCAACAAGGAGCCCAGGUACCAAGAGGAACCCCCAGCUCCUCAACCAAAAGCACCCCCGAGAACUUUUCUUCGUCCUAGUCCUGAAGAUGAAGCAAUAUAUGGGCCCAAUACCAAAAUGGUGAGAUUCAAGAAGGGAGACAGCGUGGGCCUCCGCUUGGCUGGUGGCAAUGACGUCGGGAUAUUUGUUGCUGGCAUUCAAGAGGGUACCUCGGCAGAGCAGGAAGGCCUUCAAGAAGGAGACCAGAUUCUGAAGGUGAACACACAAGAUUUCAGAGGGCUGGUUCGGGAGGACGCUGUUCUAUACCUGUUAGAAAUCCCCAAAGGUGAAAUGGUGACCAUUUUAGCUCAGAGCCGAGCUGAUGUGUAUAGAGACAUCCUGGCUUGUGGCAGAGGAGAUUCGUUUUUUAUAAGAAGCCACUUUGAAUGUGAGAAGGAAACGCCACAGAGCCUGGCCUUCACCAGGGGGGAGGUCUUCCGAGUGGUGGACACUCUGUAUGAUGGCAAGCUGGGCCACUGGCUGGCUGUGAGGAUCGGAAACGAAUUGGAAAAAGGCUUAAUCCCCAACAAAAGCAGAGCCGAACAAAUGGCCAGUGUUCAGAACGCCCAGAGAGACAACGCCGGGGACAGAGCGGAUUUCUGGAGAAUGCGCGGCCAGAGAUCUGGGGCAAAGAAGAACCUGAGGAAGAGUCGGGAAGACCUAACAGCUGUCGUGUCUGUGAGCACCAAGUUCCCAGCUUACGAGAGGGUUUUGCUGAGAGAAGCUGGUUUCAAGAGACCUGUGGUCUUAUUUGGCCCCAUAGCCGAUAUAGCAAUGGAAAAGUUGGAAAAUGAGUUGCCUGAAUUGUAUCAAACUGCUAAAACAGAACCGAAAGAUGCAGGAUCCGAGAAAUCCAGCGGAGUGGUUCGGUUAAAUACUGUGAGGCAAAUUAUUGAACAGGAUAAGCAUGCAUUACUGGAUGUGACUCCGAAAGCUGUGGACCUGUUGAAUUAUACACAGUGGUUCCCGAUUGUGAUUUUUUUCAACCCAGACUCUAGACAAGGUAUCAAAACCAUGAGACAGAGGUUGAAUCCAGCAUCCAAUAAAAGUUCUCGGAAGUUGUUUGAUCAGGCCAACAAGCUUAAAAAAACAUGUACACAUCUUUUCACGGCUACAAUCAACCUGAAUUCAGCCAAUGACAGCUGGUUUGGCAGCUUGAAGGACACCAUUCAACAUCAGCAAGGAGAAGCAGUGUGGGUGUCGGAAGGAAAGAUGGAAGGGAUGGAUGAUGACCCCGAAGACCGCAUGUCCUACUUAACCGCCAUGGGCGCGGACUAUCUGAGUUGCGACAGCCGCCUCAUCAGUGACUUUGAAGACACGGACGGCGAAGGAGGCGCCUACACUGACAAUGAGCUGGAUGAACCGGCUGAGGAGCCGCUGGUGCCGUCCAUCACCCGCUCCUCAGAGCCGGUGCAGCACGAGGAGAGCAUAAGGAAACCCACCCCAGAGCCACGAGCUCAGAUGAAGAGGGCUGCUAGCAACGAUCAACUUAGGGACAAUAGCCCACCCCCAGCAUUCAAGCCAGAGCCGCCUAAGGCCAAAACCCAGAACAGAGAAGAAUCCUAUGACAUCUCCAAAUCCUACGAAUACAGGUCCAACCCCUCUGCAGUGGCUGGGAGUGAAAAUCCUGGGGCGUCUACCAAAGCUUGUCCUCCCCCCAUUGCAGCGAAGCCUGUCUUUGGGCGGUCUAUACUGAAGCCCUCCACGCCUGUGCCUCCCCCAGAGGGCGAGGAGGUGGGAGGGAGCGCCGAGGAGCAGGAUAAUACUCCCAAAUCAGUCCUAGGCAAAGUCAAAAUAUUUGAGAAGAUGGAUCACAAGGCCAAAUUACAGAGAAUGCAGGAGCUCCAAGAAGCCCAGAAUGCAAGGAUCGAAAUUGCUCAGAAACACCCUGACAUCUAUGCAGUUCCAAUCAAACCACACAAGCCAGACCCCAGCCUGCCUCAGUACACCAGUUCCAGACCCCCUGAGCCGCAGAAAAGUUCUUCCAGACUUUAUCAGGACACUAGAGGAAGUUAUAGCAGUGACGCUGAAGAAGAAGAAUACCGCCAACAGCUGUCAGAGCACUCAAAGCGUGGUUACUAUGGCCAGCCUGCCCGAUACCGGGACACAGAAUUAUAGUGGUCUGCCGAGGGACUCUCCAGGGCUGCCUGCUGCCACGGCAGGGUAACAUUCCUGCCAGGCCACCACAAUGGUCUUCUCCAGUUAAAAUGCACUGUUGGGGAUACUGUAGGACUUGGGCUCCUGUGUUCUCAUGGGGAACCAGGGGCAGCCAGUACAAAUUAAGAACUGAAGGCUCUGUCUGUGGGACUGGGUUAGAGGAGUUUGUGGGUUUUUUGCUCAGAAAUAAGAGGAACACUCUUACAGUCUGAUACUGUUACUUGCUUCAGUGGACCAAAAUCUGUAUUAAAUUUCUUUGCAUAUUUUUCAUAUGUGUAUUAAGAAGCAAUAACUAUUUUUCCUCAUCUGUAGCCACCUACAAAGACUGUGCAGAAUGUGAAAAAAGGAAUAAAAAAUACGGUUGGACUCGAACUCAGUUUAAUUAUUUCAUUACAACUCUCCAAGUGCCUUUGAUGAGAAGUGUCUUAAAUUUUUUUUCCUUUGAAGCUUUACGCACCGCCAUAAUGGACUAAAACAUUAUUUUGACUAAACUUUUGUACCAGUUUAAUAGCGAGGUUUUCCCUGCACUGUAUCGUCUUUCAAGGCAUUCCAUCUUUGUAAUAUUUCCCAUCGAUUCUGACUGUGUAUAUAUAAUUGCUGUACUUGGUAGUUUGGCUGUAAGUGCUCACUAGCUUGAAGACUGAGAGGUUAGUGUACAACUUUUUUGUUUGUUUAAAACCAAGUGCUCUACAAAAGCAGAUACUGAAGGAGAACACAUUUAAUUUCCAAAAGUGUGUAUUGACAACAGUUUUGUAAUUUAAUAAAAUGGAGCAUA